Messenger RNA from Glycine soja, 1787 nucleotides. Its product is annotated as 3-hydroxyisobutyryl-CoA hydrolase-like protein 5. The transcript is spliced from 16 exons. Gene Ontology annotation, molecular function: 3-hydroxyisobutyryl-CoA hydrolase activity. Gene Ontology annotation, biological process: L-valine catabolic process. Bases 161 to 1318 code for a protein of 385 amino acids. The record is from RefSeq and is a predicted model, not a curated record. Lineage: Eukaryota; Viridiplantae; Streptophyta; Magnoliopsida; Fabales; Fabaceae.
UGGUGUUUCAAAUCCUAUCCGAAGUUCCUUAUACCGUGUUUACACUCAAAGGAUUAGAAUGCAAUAUAUAAUAACUCAGUAGCUACUAGUUGUAGUUCAACCUCCUUCCUCCAUAUACGUUUAUUCUAUCUCACUUUCCUAUUACAGUAUCUUUACCUCAAUGGCACCAAGUUCUGCAGUGCCAGAUGAACAGGUUGUUGUUGGAGAGGAGAUUGAGCAUGUAAGAGUGGUCACUUUGAACAGGCCAAGGCAAUUGAAUGCCAUCUCACCAGAACUGGUUUCUCAGCUAGCAACAUAUUUGGAAAAGUGGGAGAAGGAUGAGAAAGCAGAACUAGUUAUUAUAAAGGGAGCUGGUCGGGCUUUUUGUGCUGGAGGAGAUUUGAGAGUCUUCUAUGAUGGAAGAAAAAUAAAGGAUGCCUGCCUUGAAGUGGUCUACAGAUUUUACUGGCUUUGCUAUCACAUUAGUACCUAUAAGAAAACCCAGGUUGCGCUUGUUCAUGGAAUUUCAAUGGGUGGAGGUGCAGCUUUGAUGGUCCCAUUGAAGUUCUCAGUUGUAACAGAAAAAACUGUUUUUGCCACUCCUGAAGCAAGUUUUGGAUUUCAUACUGAUUGUGGUUUCUCAUACUACCAUUCUCGUUUACCUGGGUAUUUAGGUGAAUACUUGGCACUUACUGGAGGAAGGUUGAGUGGGAAGGAAAUAGUUGCUGUUGGAGUGGCAACCCAUUUUGUCCCUUAUGAGAAAAUUGUUGAGCUAGAGAAGCGCCUGAUUAGCUUGAAUUCUGGUGAUGAGAAUGCUGUAAGAUCAGUAAUUGAAGAAUUUUCUUCAGAAGUUAAACUGGAUGAAGAGAGUAUCUUAAACAAGCAGUCAAUAAUUAAUGAGUGCUUCUCAAAGGAUUCUUUAGAAGAAAUUAUAAAAUCAUUGGAAGCUGAAGCAUACAAGGAAGGAAAUGGAUGGAUAGAUGCAGUUUUAAAAGGAAUGAAAAGAUCAUCACCAACUGCAUUGAAAAUAGCAUUAAGAUCGGUUCGUGAAGGAAGGAAUCAAACACUACCUGAAUGCUUAAAAAAGGAAUUCAGAUUAACAAUGAAUAUACUGCGAACUACAAUAUCUAAGGAUAUGUAUGAGGGUAUUAGAGCUCUCACCAUUGACAAGGAUAAUACUCCAAAGUGGGAACCUUCAUCGCUUGACAAAGUAGAGGAUGGAAAGUUGGACUUGAUCUUUCAGCCAUUUGAGAAGAAUUUGGAGCUGCAAAUUCCAGAAAGUGAGGAAUACAGGUGGGAUGGUAAAUAUGAGAAUUCAGCUUAUGCUCUUCCAAAUUGAGAAAUUCCUAUGUCUGUUAAAUGUUGCUUCUUUUAGAAUUCCCCCAAAAAUAUGUCAUGGAUUUCUGUACUUUCUGGUAUGCAUUAAUCCAGGCUACUUUUUGAGUUCUUGAACAAAUUUCAACAGAUGAAAGAAGUUCAUGAAGAGUAGUCCUCUAAGUUUGGAGUAUUAAUUUUUGGUGUACAAUGACAAUACCAAGAUUUGAACUUAGAAUUUUAUGCAAAUUACUCAAACUCCUUACUACUAAGCUGUUGUGGGUUGAAUGGUUUCAUGAUACGAGAGAGCAUUGAUAAGCUGGUUGUUGCUUCUUGCACUUGCUCUAUUGCUUCCUCCACAUUUUAUUGCAUUUGGAAAGCCCAUUCUAAGGUCCCGGUUGGAUCAGUCGGACUGAACUCAGUCUCACAACUAUGCCAAUUUGUAUUAUGCAUACUUUAAUUUUUAAAUUCUUGGGUACAACUUUAAUUUAUAA